Messenger RNA from Phanerochaete carnosa HHB-10118-sp, 762 nucleotides. RefSeq lists its product as uncharacterized. The transcript has 2 exons. Gene Ontology annotation, cellular component: mitochondrion. Lineage: Eukaryota; Fungi; Basidiomycota; Agaricomycetes; Polyporales; Phanerochaetaceae. Gene Ontology annotation, biological process: mitochondrial respiratory chain complex IV assembly. The record is from RefSeq and is a predicted model, not a curated record. Bases 105 to 356 code for a protein of 83 amino acids.
CCUUCAUUCAAAUCCGCGUUUGGUCCGCGCAGCUUUUCGGACGCACGUUCGCGGUCCCGGACAUACCACUGGAAAACCUUGUGCAAGGCUUUCUGCACCCUGCGAUGUCACGCGUGGCGAAGGCGACUCUGCUGGGCUCACUGGUCUUCACCGUCGGGAUCGUCUAUACGGUGCACUUCAUGCAGCGGCAAGAGUCCGAGACUAUGUUCAAAGGCGUCCUGCGCGAUGACGAGCGGCGAAGAGAGAAGAUGCAGCAGCGGCAGGCCGAACUUGAGGAGUCGCAGCGUAAACGUGUGUUAUACGAACAAGUGCAGCACGUUCCGCAUACGGACACGCCAUCGAGUCCAGGUUCUUGACGCGCUCUCGAGAGAAGUACACAAGGUGCAUCUUCUGCUGCCUGUAGAACCUCUCAUAAAUGUCAGGUGUUAGACAGAUGUCAUCUAGAACCCCCACUCUUGUAUUGGGCUGCGACCGGGCCUGCGCAGAUACCCCCCAAUAUAUGCCGUACAAUUCUCUUACUAUGCGACACGAUGAACGUGCCAUUGUUUCGUGAGUGCUGCCGCUGGCUUGACCUUCGGGGCCUCCGUUCGAAUCCGCGGACCCUAGCCAGACCCUUGUCGGUGUGGCUGAGAGCUCUGAUCACGCAAGCUCAUUUCCGUCGCCAAUACUAUGCGAUCUACCUGGCGUCUUCAGUCGGAAGUACAGUUGUUUGCAAGACUUCGUUCCUUAGUUCCGGGGGCCGGGAGCUUGCUGCGUGAGUAC